GAUGAAAUAAUCCAGAUAUUUGUCCAACAUACAUGUCAAAAAGCAGAGUAGGGAUUUUUUUCCUUUACCCAUCUCCCUUAGUCAUGUUCUGAAUCACUGGGACUCUUAGGGGAAUGCAAAGCUUCACACAGACAGCUCAGAGGAAGUCGUAGAUGACUUUAUAAUAGUUACUCCUGAGAUAUCUGCGUGCCUUUGGCUACCAGUAUUCAUUAGGGAGUGCCAAUUAACCCAAAUACAAACCGUGGAUCCUGUGGAAAGGCAAGCAGGUAAAAAUGAGAAUGUACAGCAGGAUAAACUGGAACUGAUUUCAGCAGUAUCCGAUUUCUGCGGGCAAACUUCCCCUCGCCUGACUUUUCAAGUCCUUGGUGUCACCAUGUUCCUGCAGUGAGUAUUGGUAUGAGGAGAAGAAGAAUUAGGAGGAUGCCAGAUGCCAGCGUGGGGGUUGCUUUGUUCGCUGCCCAAGCAGCCCCUGGGGGAUGCCCGAGGCAGGGAAUGCCCAGGGAGGGAGUGAGGAUGCUCUGCGCGGCACAUCCCGGCUCUGCCCGUGCAGCUCCAGCCCGGCCCGGGGAGCUGAGCAGGAGCCCUCGGUGUGACAGGGUGCUGGAUGUGACCCCAGCCCGUGCUGCUUGGACACAGCAGGGCUGGGAGCAGCACCGGGCCGGGCAGCAAAGGAUGGCCCCCGCCUGGGGCUCUGCUCAGCCUGUCCUACAGUUAGCAGGGCUCUGUGGAGAUGGUCACACCUCUCCCGACUGUGCCUUAACAUACAAGAUGGAGUUUGGCCUUAAAUGCAGUAUUUUCUAAUGAACACUUUAGAAGGCACUGAUUUACAGGCUGCAAACUCUGCUGGAGUGCUUCGCACAGGCUCCCAGAGAGGGAGGGAGAUGCACGAAGCUUACCCUGCCUUGCAGAGCCCCAGGUCCCUCCCAGUCAGCCCAGCAGUCAUUUCUCUUUUCACUUUUCCUAACCAUCAUUUAUUUCCCCCUGCGUGAGUUUGCAGACGAGAGGCAUCGGUCUCCCCUUCUCUCUCCACCUCCUUCCCAGCCAUGUGACUGAGCACUCCCAGCAUGAAGUGAAACUUUUGAGCCCGCAGGAAAGCUCGGUCUCCUCGGCAGCCGCUCCCUGGGGAGAAGCAGCGCCUCCGACACCCGCAGCGUGCUGACCAUGGGGAGGAGCGCACGGCAGCUCAUCUCGCUGACCCUCGCCUGCGCAUUUUCCUCCUGCUUUGCUGAAGUGGCCCUGGGGGUCGAACUGUCUUCAGAAACCACAUCCUUCCACCAAGUGGCGACUUCUCAGUCGCUUUCCCUUUAUCAUUCUCCACCCUAUCAAAGCACCACAGUCCAUUUUAACAGCACAGGCCCUCUUCAAACAACACCCACGAGCCACAGAACAACUGAGCAGAGAACAGAGCAGCUCCAGGCAGCAUCAGCUCCAGGCCAGCACAUGGCAGCCCAGGCAGGAGCAGGCAGUGAAUCCACAACACCCACAGACGGCCCCGGCACGGCCCCAGCCCCGGCAGUGCCCUCGGGUACAGCUGCACUGAGGAACACAACCACCCCGCCUGUGUCCUCCACCAGGAGACCAGGUGUGACCACAGGAACUACAGCAGCGGCCACCAACAGCUCCCUGCAGCUCGAGACAGCCAGCACCCCGAGGGCAGCUGCCAGCAGCGCCGGCGCCGGGCCCAGCAGUGCCUCUGCAGCCAGCACCACGCGCGGGGCCGGGUCCAGCACCCGCUCACGGAGACAAACAACAGCCACUGGUGUGCCAACAGCCACGGCCAACAGCACAGCCACCCACGCAGGGACACGCACAGCCCCCACGUCCCCUGCCAGCACUGUGAGACCCCCUCCCACCCCACAGCCCACCGACAUCCCCACGGGCACCUACACCCUUUCCGACGGGAACAGCACCUGCGUCAAAGCCGUCAUGGGUCUGCAGCUGAUGGCUCGAAAUACGCAACAGGCGCAGAUGGAAUAUGUGACUGUCAACCCCAAUGCGACAAAGAUAUCUGGAAGCUGUGGGAUGGUGCAGUCUGAGAUGAACUUAACUUUUAGUGGAGGAUUUGUAAACAUCACCUUUGUAAAGCAAGCUCCAAGUUACUCUGUCACUAAAAUUGAGAGCAGAAUACAGUUAUCUUCUGAAGGUAUGUUUUACUAUGCAGCCUUAAAUGAGAAGCUGUUCACAACAAAGCUGGGGAAUUCCUUCAAGUGUGCCAGCAGGCAAAUCUUCACCUUGGAGAGGAACUUCCAGAUUCUCUUUGUUCAUAUGCAGCUGCAGGCGUUUGACAUUGUGGGUAACCAGUUUGGAAAAGAAGAAGAAUGUUUUGCUGACAGAAACAGCAAAAUAGCUCCCAUUGCAGUGUGCCUGUGUAUCCUGGGAUUGUUUGUCAUUGUGUUUGCCACCUUCCUGAUCUCCAGGAGGAAGCCACAUAGAGGAUAUGAACGCAUCUGAGGUGCCCUUGUGCUUUCCCAAAUGUGUGCAGCGAGCAGAGAAGCCACAGGAGUUUUUGCUUCUUCCUGGCAAUUCUUCUGCCCUGAAGCCAUAUUUUUCAGUGAGAUGACAUCAUGUAUUUACACCUAAUGAAUGUUUCUGGAAGGAGUUUAUUUAAGGUGGGAAGGAGAGAACUCACACCUACUUUAGGCUAUUCUUAGCAUCUAAUUUAGACGUAGUUCAAAAUGAGGAGCCUAAAUUCUCUCUGUUAUCAACAAAGGAGGUCAUUCAGAUCACCUAAGCCAGAUUCCUAAAAAUAGUUUAAAGCAAGCAGUAUCACUAUCCCCCAGGAAAUCCAUCAGGUCUGUUAAUGAUGGUGUUUAGAUUAAUCAAAAUAUGUAAGUUGGACCUUCAGGUGAAUAAACCAGAGGCCCACAGCUACAGACAACCCUGCUACGUGAGAGCUCGCUGAAAGCUUUUUUCAGAACACAGUCUGUGCCAAAAUCUCAGGGGAAGUGUCAAUGUGACCAGUGUGACUCCACUCACAAGUAAGUUCUCACCAGUCCUACAACACAGUUACAUUUUCUAAGUGCCUGGGGUCCUCACACUAAGUCGUUUGCAAAGACACAGUGGUAAUUGUGGAUCUUACCCGGGAGCUUAAUAUGUUCCAGGUCUUAUGAGAGCUCAGGAAACACCUACGUGCUGUUCAGACAUGGACCUGUCACAGUGACCUCACUGAGUUUAGGAAAUGUCCUCUACUGUGGCAACAGGGUGGUCUCUUAAUCCAGGAAGAUGCCACACUCACUGGAAAUGCCUGGGAUUAAGUGACCACCACUGGGGCACCUGCAUGAGGUCCAUGAGAAAUGGAAAUCCACUGAUGCUGUAUGGUCAAGGCUUCUGUGGGAAAUAAAAGCGGGCCCAGGCCUUGGACAAACUCUGCCCAAAAGUGAGUGUUCCCCAGUGUGCUCACAGCUGAGCAGCUGGAUUUUCAUAUGGAAAUAAUUUGGAGUUGCUUUAAAGCGCACUGAUACACUCUGUAGUCUAUUUCCUGCUAAACCAAUGAUGAAGGCAUGAGAAUAGUAAUUGCUUUUGAGAUUUAAGACCAGCUCAUGUUCUUUGUUGUAACAAGGAAAAGCUCCUUGUCACAAAAGAUUUACAUGUGCAGAAAUGUGCACAUACAUACACAUACACACGUGCACAUUCCACACAAUCUACUCACUGAAGCAAAUGACAUCAAGAUGAUAAGAAAUUAUGUACAAACAUAUUUGCAAAAGAGAAAAUAAUAUUCAAUAAGAGCACACUUCCUCCAAGGAGUUAGGCUAAUGGCUUAAAUUUUAUUAAUAAGAGUUUGGCCUGGAAAAGGACUAUGGAAUGGCACUCAUUAAACAAAAGGAAGACUGAAGUCAUAAGCAAAAAUGCCUUGACAGUUUAAUCUGUGUCUAAACAAAAUGGAAAUGCUGGGAGCUAAUUUAAUUUCUAUGAAUAAUGGCCCAAAUCCUGCCAGUUAUUAAUGGGAUGGAACCUCAUUGGAUUUUCACUGAAUAAAAUUGAUGGUUAUGUCUUGUCAGAUAGUCCCUUGGGUAUUUUUAAAAUAGUUUUGAUAUUUUACUAGUAUUUCACCAUUGCCAGUUUACUUAUUUAAAUGAAGAAAAAAAAGAAAUUUUUUCAUUCAAUGAAUUAAUUAGACAUGUUGGUCUGUGUGAAGCAGGAAACAUGGCUAUACUGCUCUAUAAUCAGUAUAAUAUGUAGCUGUGGAAGUAAUUAACAUUCUCUAGAAAUGUUCCCUUUGAGUCUGAAUGGGCCAAUAAAAAAGAAGGAUAAAGACAGUUUUGAAGCACUUUUACACUUGGAGAAACACCAGAACCAGCUGUGAGCACAGGAACAGCUGAAUACAUUUAUAAGGUAAAAUAGCACAAGAAAUAAGAUACCAAACUCUCAAGCCUCGAAUACAGACACUGUGAUUUGGACUGUAUUCAGUUGAAUACUUAAAUUGGAAUGCAAGUAUUUCAAUUAUUCUUUUGCAAAGGGCUCCAGCACUGUUCAUAACGCUUAGUGAGCUUUAUCGAGCUCAUUUUCCCUUCCUCCUUCCCUCCUUAGCAGACAAGCAGCCACUGGACUCAGACUUUUGGCCUAAUAAGGUCCUUCUCAGGGUUACUUAAUACUAUGAAUCUCUUGUUUAGAAAGCAGACUUUUAUAGUCAAUUAAAGCAUUCACCUUUUUUUUUUUUUUAAUGAGGUACCUGGGAGGAAAGGUAAAUGGAUGAAGAGCUUUCAUUUGAAAAUGACCCUGUGCCUGCAGUAGGGAUGUCACUGUCCCAGUCUAUGUGUGGACAUUUUAACAGCAAAAGCUGCCUGAAAAAGCUCAGCAUGCAGUCUGGCCCUAAGCUGUUCUGCCCAGGGAUCAACAGACAUCUUUCCCUUGUCAAAGCUGAGUCCCAUUUCACGUGUUCUUUGGAUUGUUGGAUUAUGUGAUCUGUGUCACUUCUACUGACAUGGACAUAACAUUUGCUUGUUCUGUUCUGAAAAAUUGCUUUAUGUUAAUAUUCAGUCUUUCUAAAAAGUCGGAUAUCAGCAGGAGGACAGAAGAGAGUUACUAAUGACAGCUAAUUCUGUGGUUAAUAUUGUGACAGCUGGCAUUUUUACUAGUGAUGCACGAAUAACAUUUUACCCCAUAGUUUGUUUUUUUUUCUAUAAUGAAUCAACUUGUUAGUAUUGAACAAUGUUUGGAUUCAGAUUUACCUGAUUUGUUCUUAUGCUUUUUCUUGCUAUUUUUUGUUUGCUAUUUUUAUGAAGCUGCAUUCUGCCAUUUGUACACGAAUGAUACUCUGGGCUUGCUCUAACUGGCACAAGUGAAGUGCACUUGGUGCAAAUCAAUGAAAAAACUG
This is a messenger RNA of Ficedula albicollis (Collared flycatcher), 5314 nucleotides long. It is a transcript of the gene LAMP3, whose product is annotated as lysosomal associated membrane protein 3. Bases 1162 to 2451 code for a protein of 429 amino acids. Gene Ontology annotation, cellular component: membrane. The transcript has 7 exons. NCBI's taxonomy places the organism in Eukaryota, Metazoa, Chordata, Aves, Passeriformes, Muscicapidae. The record is from RefSeq and is a predicted model, not a curated record.